CCGGCCGGGGCCACCCGCCCCGCCGGGCCAGUCGCCGCCGGCAGCCGCGGCGCAGCCCGCUGCGGUUCGGGACAUCCCAUCCCGGUUGGGUCCAUCCCGAUCCGGGAUAGCCCGAUGGAGACGGAAGGUUACCGGUGCCGUAACAGCCGGUACAUCGAGAGCGGGCAGUCGGCGGUGCCCGGCUCGGUGUUAUUCGCCGCCGGGCUCUUGGGCAACGUGUUGGCGUUACUGCUGUUGGGUCAGCACCGACGGCGAUCCCGGGCCACCGGUGGUCGCCCGCCUCGGGUUUCUGCUUUCUACGUGCUGGUGAGCGGGCUGGCAGUCACGGAUCUGCUGGGCAAGUGCCUUCUGAGCCCCAUCGUCCUGGCCGCUUACGCCUACAACCGCAGCCUCAGCGAACUGGGACCGGGCGGGCGUACCGAGGGCGAGCCGGGGGUCCUGUGCCAGCUCUUCGCCUUCCUCAUGGCCUUCUUCGGGCUAGCCCCCACCCUGCUGCUGCUAGCCAUGGCGCUGGAGUGUUGGCUCUCGCUGGGGCAUCCCUACUUCUACCGACGGCAUCUCACCCGGCGGCUGGGGGCUACGUUGGGGCCGGCGGCGGCGGGGCUCUGCGCCCUUUUUUGCGCCCUGCCGCUGCUGGGUUUCGGGGUGCCCAUGCAGUAUUGCCCGGGGACGUGGUGUUUCAUCCGCAUGGCCGGUGGCGGGCCUCGUCAGCUCGGUUUCCCCGUCCUCUACGCCAGCUUGAUGGGCCUGCUGGUGUUGGCCAUCGGCGCCUGCAACGUGAGCAGCAUGCGGCACCUCUACGACAUGGCUCGGCGGCAGCCCCGCCGCGGGACCCCCCCCGCCGCCGCCCCGCGCAUGGAGGAACUCGACCACCUCAUCCUGCUGGGGCUCAUGACCGUCCUCUUCACCAUCUGCUCCCUCCCGCUCAUCAUCCGGGCAUACAUGGGGGCCUUUGCCACGGACUUCAACGAGAACGCUGACCUCAGCGCCUUGCGGUUUCUCUCCGUCAACUCCAUCGUGGACCCCUGGGUCUUCAUCAUCUUCCGCACCUCCGUCUUCCGCAUGUUCGUCCGCAGGGUUUGCAGGAGGCUGAAUUCCCGCAAACCCAGCCUGAAAGGGCCCGGCCCGGAGGGGGACGGCCAGUUCUGUCCCCUGGGCUGGCGCAGGACAGACACCCCGCAGCUCGGCUUCCCCUGAGCUCGCCGCUCUUGCAGAAACCGGCGGCUGCUGGUGAGGAUGAGGAGCGAGCCUUCGGCCCUGCGCUCCCCCCCCCCCCCCCCCCCCCCCAACCUCGGAGCAUCCCGGGGCAGGACGGGGCUGUCGCAGGCGGGGACGGCGUCCGGCUCGCAGCGAGGGGUGGGUGUGAAAGCGUUUCUGCCCCCUCCCUGGGCUGCGUUUCACCUCAGAGAGGAACCGAAGGGGGGGAUCCCGGGUACCUGUGAAUAUUUCCGAGCAGCAGCACUUUGUGGAGGGUUUGGGGAGCGCCCGGCUCCAGGAAAGCAGGAGGGUUCUGGCGUGUGGCUUCAGGGCAGCGGGGACAGACAGGGAGGAAGGGCGGGGGGGGGGGGGUGUGUGCGUCCCCAUCAAAUAAAAGUGGUUCAGAGCCCUG
Tyto alba (common barn owl) is the source of this 1609-nucleotide messenger RNA. It is a transcript of the gene PTGDR, whose product is annotated as prostaglandin D2 receptor. The coding region runs from base 115 to 1197 and encodes 360 amino acids. The record is from RefSeq and is a predicted model, not a curated record. Gene Ontology annotation, biological process: positive regulation of cytosolic calcium ion concentration; inflammatory response; G protein-coupled receptor signaling pathway. Lineage: Eukaryota; Metazoa; Chordata; Aves; Strigiformes; Tytonidae. The transcript is spliced from 2 exons. Gene Ontology annotation, molecular function: prostaglandin D receptor activity. Gene Ontology annotation, cellular component: plasma membrane.